Molecule: messenger RNA, 1224 nt
Organism: Cyclospora cayetanensis
Lineage: Eukaryota; Apicomplexa; Conoidasida; Eucoccidiorida; Eimeriidae
Exons: 7
Coding region: 1-1224 (407 amino acids)
Molecular function (GO): protein binding
Source: RefSeq, a predicted model, not a curated record
AUGCAGUACCUUAUUAUUGGAGCACUGUGCCUUCCAGCAAGUUUUGCGCUGGAAUUUUCUGUAGUUUCCGAAUCCUCUUCUCAUGGUCCUCCAGAUGUCUGUUCUGACGAACUUUACGCAUUCCAUACAUCAACAAGCUCAUGGGAGUACGUGUACCCCCGCGGCGACUCUCCUUCUGCAAGGGGAGGCGCCUCGCUGAACGCGGUCCGUGGCUCUUUGAUCCUCUUUGGGGGAGAAUCUAACGACGGAACGUACAAUGACAUCUACAAAUUUGAGUCGCGCAGCGGCCAUGCUUCUGCUUCGGACGGCGAAAAGAUCUAUAUUUUUGGAGGUUUCAAUGAAGCAAGUCACUUGUUAAGCCCUUCUCUUUCUGUAACUAAUCUCGAGAGCAUGGUGCGUCUCACAGGCCACAGUGCAGUGAGGAACGGAAGCGAUACAGUCUGCAUCCGCUUCCAUUCCUACUGCUGCAGCGACGUUUGGCGCCUCGAUGCAAGAAGCUACACAUGGACACUUCUCUCUGCUGGCGACCCAAAGUUUGCGCCUCGUGAACGGCAUGGAGCAGUUAUCUUAAGCGGUGUGGGAUGUGAGAUCGACAUCUUGGGUGCAGAGGAACGGGCUAGGAGAGCACAGGGGGCGAAGCGGCUACCUCACGAGCACCCGACACCGGAUCUCUCCGCUCUUAUGAAUUCAGACCUUAGAGAGCAGACAAUGGCGAUUUGGAGGGAUAUUGUUCGAGAAGCAGGAGGGGUAAGGUCAACAAGCAUGGAAAUCCUAGGACGCCCACAAAGGCGUAUACUUCAGAGCUUGCCUCCCGCUGGCCAAAUCGGAGAGUUGCGUGGCUCUGCUUCCGUUGAAGGAUUUGGUAAGGCAGCUGACUCUAGGGAAGGUGGCCUUAACCCCAGCCAACGGACGUGCUUCUCUAUCAUGGAUAACAUUCAUCGCCCACAGCUUCAGGAGGACCUCUCCACUGGAGCCUCAACUGGCCUGAGGCCAAACUGCCAUGUACGUCAUUUAAUUUCUUAUGCUCUGAGUAUUUGCCUAUUAAAGAAUGUAAUCCCAGCCGUAGCGGAGAUCAAAGAAGCACUACAAGCGUUGACAGACGAACUGCAGGAAGGAUUGCCAUCCAUUUCUGGCUCUGUAAGAGCUGCGAUGGCGCCUGUAUCCCUUGCCGUCGGGCUCGGCACACUCUACGGAAUGUACAGAGUCAACAGAUCCAGACUCUAA